GCAUGCACAGUUUGUAAUAGUGCAGCAUCAAAGUAUAGGCGGCAUAUGUUUGGAUUAGUAGGUGUCAGGCUUCGGGUGUUAGUAAGGUGAUCGAGUGGAAUCAUCUUGUACGGGCCACAGCAGAUGAAGAUGGAAUAGAUAAGCUUCUUCGUGCCUAAAUAUUACUAUCAAAUAGGUAGUUUUUAUAUUUGCAACGUCUCUUAUCAUUGUCUGUUUUUUGUAUUUGAGCGGCGCCAUGACAUUUUUAAAGUCGUGGCCAGAAUUUGAGAAGGCUGUCGAGCAUCUGUAUCUAGCGAACCCAAUGAAGGUGAGGUACACAAUGAAGUACAUUCACUCGGAGGGCGUCCUUGCCGUGAAAAUCACAGAUGAUGUGAAGUGCGUCCAAUUCAAGACGGACUCGCAAAGUGACCUUAAGAACAUCAACGCCCUCCUGGCAAACCUUAUGAAGCACAUGGCCUCGAAAGAGGAAUGAAGAUGCUGCUAUCUCAUGCUUUGGACGAUGCUUCAGAAGCGCCGCUCGAGGCCGGUGUCACGGUGUUCACGUGCUCUUCGGGGAGGAGUAUCAGUGACGCGAGCGUGUUCGUGAGUUGAACUGCGCGUGUUAUGAUGCAGGAUGUGUUUGUUGUACGCGAUGAAUGCCGCUUGUGGGUCUUAAAGCUGUGUUGCUAGGUGGUGUCAUGGACGUGACGGUAGUUCGCUCCAUGCCGGGUUAUUUAUUAGGUGCUGGUUGUGGAUGAACAGAAAAGGCUGCCAUUGUUUUUUCACCGAAACGCUUUGAUGAAUUUGUCAUUACUUUCUGUUUCCAAGUGCUAUGCGUAGUGCAUUGAACUGUGAAAUACAUUGAAACGCCCGCGCCGUA
Pollicipes pollicipes is the source of this 859-nucleotide messenger RNA. RefSeq names its product signal recognition particle 9 (gene Srp9). The transcript is spliced from 4 exons. Gene Ontology annotation, cellular component: signal recognition particle, endoplasmic reticulum targeting. The record is from RefSeq and is a predicted model, not a curated record. Gene Ontology annotation, biological process: SRP-dependent cotranslational protein targeting to membrane; negative regulation of translational elongation. Bases 236 to 472 code for a protein of 78 amino acids. Lineage: Eukaryota; Metazoa; Arthropoda; Thecostraca; Pollicipedomorpha; Pollicipedidae. Gene Ontology annotation, molecular function: 7S RNA binding.